Molecule: messenger RNA, 1542 nt
Organism: Paramecium tetraurelia
Lineage: Eukaryota; Ciliophora; Oligohymenophorea; Peniculida; Parameciidae
Exons: 6
Source: RefSeq, a predicted model, not a curated record
AUGGGGGGCUGUGGAUCGAGAGAAAAAGAAUUAAGAGAAAAAGUAGGAUUCUCUUAAAGCGACUAUGAUUAUGCACUAAAAAAAUUCAGUAAGAUGACAAAAUAAAAACCAGGGAAAGCAGAUGAAUAUUUUAGUUUCGAAGGCUUUAAGCAAUAUUUUACUGAGAAUCCUGUGUUAGCAUAAAAGCUCUAUAUUUUUAUGAGAAACUAUGGGGGCUAAAAUUAUGUCGAUAGCCUCACAUUUCUUACAGUCGUGGAUCUAUUUACUAGAGUUUCAAUGAAAUUGCAAAACUAACUGAAGAACUUGGACAUAUAUACAUUAUUUACAUUGGUGUCUUUAUCAAGUCCAGAUAUUAUGUAAAAGGAUUCCUUCAAUUUGAAUAAUGUGUACAAGAUAAGUGUUAGCUAUUCAAAUGCAGUGAAGCUAUUUAAAGUAACCUCUUCCUUGUCAUUUUAGGAACUCAUAAACAUGUAGAGUGAUAAAGGAGACAUUUUAUGCCAUGAUGACGAUCAAGCACCAAUUUUGAUUAUCAACAACAUCUUUGAAAAUCACUCCUUAUUGAAUUACAAAGCUUUUAAUGAUAAAAUUAAAACAGAAGCUCCUCUUAUUUGCAAAAUUGUUAAGAAUUACAUAGCAGGCAAAUUCGUUAAUAAAACUUUGAGAAAUACAUUACCAAAAUUAGACCCAAGUGAACUUAUGAAUAAAUAAUUGAUAGGUAUUAAAUUUAUGUCAUUUUAAGCUUUACUCAAUCUAAGUGUGCCAUGGUUCUAGAAGUGUAUUGCAAUUAAUUAAAUUUAUGAAUACGAAGUGGAUACAGGAUAAUAAUACAAUUUUAAUAUCCUUGGAAAUUGCUUACUCUAAGCCAAAGGGCCAAAUAUGAUUCUAUUUAGGCAUUCCCAAAAGGAUAAAGAUGGCGAGAAAUUAGAGAAAUAUGUAUUCGGUUAUUUUUCACCAUCCUAAUGGAGAGUCUCUCCUGAUAUUUCAGGAAAUAAAGGAUCUUUCAUAUUCUCCAUCCAUCCCAAAUUCAAAAUAUUUUCAACUAAUGGUUAACAAUAAAGUAAAUUUGCUUUGCUAGUUCCAAUCAUUACAAAGAGAUAAAGUUAAACACUCCAUUCACCUCUGAAAUAAGGACCAAAAUAACCUGGCUUGGGAAUAGGAGGAAGUGGUUAUGAUCAUCAUAGAAUUUGGAUUGAUGGGAAAUAACUCUAGGCAAGUAGAUUAGUGGAAGAGGAUAAAACAUUUUAAAGUGGUUCAAUAUUACCUGAAGAUAUACAUUUGCUAAAUAUUGACCUAAUAGAAAUAUGGGAUCUACAAUUAAGCACUGUAGGACAAGGCACUUCUUAUUUUAAAUCAACAUCUCCUCAUGUGCAUUUUGGUGAUGCUGAAAAAAGAAUUAACUAAAAUCAAUUGAGAGAUUUGAUUAUUACCUUAAAUUAAUAAUAAGGAAGAAAUGACUAUAGAAGAGAUACAAGGGAAUUUUAGACUACCAAUCCCUUGCUUCCAAUAAAUGAAGAGGAGGAGGAAAAAUAAUAAGCAAAAUGA